Messenger RNA from Acanthochromis polyacanthus (spiny chromis), 2498 nucleotides. It is a transcript of the gene cxcr3.1, whose product is annotated as chemokine (C-X-C motif) receptor 3, tandem duplicate 1. The transcript has 3 exons. Gene Ontology annotation, biological process: inflammatory response; immune response; chemotaxis. Lineage: Eukaryota; Metazoa; Chordata; Actinopteri; Pomacentridae. The coding region runs from base 196 to 1338 and encodes 380 amino acids. Gene Ontology annotation, cellular component: membrane. Gene Ontology annotation, molecular function: C-X-C chemokine receptor activity. The record is from RefSeq and is a predicted model, not a curated record.
CCCAUUUCCCCUAAAGAUCCUAAAAAUCCUGUACACGGUUAUGUUGUUCUUCAUUGAAAAUUUCUGCACAUACCUUUUACCUAUUAGUGGUGGAAGUGUGGGCAUGUGUGUGUGCAGGCUCUUCCUCAUUGGUGGCUGAAGGUGCUUUUGUACGCAACUGCUAGAUAGCAGAGCUCAUUUCUGCUCAGCUGUACAAUGUCAGAGGUUUACUCUUGGAGCUCACAGAUGAUGGACGAUUACAUGUGGGAUGACCUCCUUCGUAACGUGUCAGAAUACCCAUGUGACAAUGAUUCUUGUGUUGACACUCCCGACGAUUGGUCUGAGGGUAUUUGUGACCUGAAAGAAGGUAUGAAGUUUGACGCGGUAUUCAUACCAAUUCUUUACUAUGUGGCAUUUAUUGUGGGUAUCCUCGGGAAUGGAGUUCUGCUGGGAGUACUGUUUCACAGCAGAAAGACCUGGAGUGUGACAGAUACCUUCAUCCUCCAUCUGGGUGUUGCAGACAUACUGUUGUUGGUGACACUGCCCUUCUGGGCAACACAGUAUGGUCAAGAUAAAGGAUGGACAUUUGGCACUCCCUUCUGCAAGAUCGUGGGAUCUGUUUUUGUGAUCAACUUCUACUGUGGGAUCUUUCUCCUGGCCUGCAUCAGUUUGGACCGCUACCUGUCAAUAGUCCAUGCCACCCAGAUGUACUCCCGCAGGAAGCCCUGGGUUGUUCAGGCCAGUUGCUUCUUGGUGUGGUUCUUCUCCCUGCUCCUCUCUGUCCCUGACUGGAUCUUUUAUGAAGCUGUGUUGGAUUCCAGACGAAAAAGAACAGAAUGUAUUCGCAACUAUUUCAUUUUAAGUGAAAUGGCUGUAUUUGUCUGGCGGAAAGCAUCACGCCUGCUUUACCACAUAGUGGGCUUUCUGCUUCCUUCAGCUGUCCUGAUCUUCUGCUACUCCUGCAUCCUGGAGAGACUGCGAUGUGGCACACAGGGCCUUCAAAAGCAAAAAGCUUUUCGGGUCAUUCUCACUGUGGUGGUGGCCUUCUUUCUCUGCUGGACACCAUACAACAUCACACUCAUGGUGGACACACUUCAUUCUGGCAAUAGCACUCUCACCUGUGGAAAGAGAUCAUCUCUGGAGAAGGCUAAAAUAGUGACUUUCACUUUGGGAUGCCUCCACUGCUGCCUCAAUCCCAUCCUGUACGCCUUUGUGGGUGUAAAGUUCCGGCGUCAGCUCAUGGACAUCCUGAGGUCUCUGGGCUGCAAUCUGAAGACAAGUGUCAAAUUCCCAUCUACUGUCAGGAGAACCUCCAUUUGGUCUGAGUCUGCCGACACCUCCCACUCUACUGCAAUCUGAAAAAGAUAGAAAUAUAAGUCUAUUAAACUGACAUAACAUGCAAAAUAUUUCUGUAUAUUUCCUGUACUGUAUAACUUGUAAUAGGUAAUGCUUUCUUUCAGUUCUCAAUAUUUCAUCAUGUAUCGGCAGCUGAACAUGACCAUGGACAUAGGACGAGGUAUUUUGACAUUCAGGCACUGACAUUUGCACUUUUCAGUAGCAAAGUUUUUCUUGUAUAGCAGAAAUAUGACAUUUAUUAUUGCUUAUUCGCAGGAAGCUUUAUAAAACUAGAGUCGACAUUACAUUUUGUGGUCUUCUUACUGUAGUGAGCCUCUGUUUUACAAUCAAGCUUUUCAUAUAUAUAUAUUUUUUAUACCACAGUUAUAUUACAUAUUGUAUUGUUGGUUUUUGUGUGGAGAGUGUUUAAAUGUAGAAUAAAGUUUUCCCCCAUAAACCAGUGUGAUUUCAAUAUUACUGUACAUCAACUUUAGAUGGUUACUUUUCAACUUUUACAUCAGUGGCACUUAUGCUAAACACCAAAAGCAUGAGAAACCUUUGGGAACAUCUAUAAAAAUGUAAGACAAUUAAGACAAAUCCAACGUUUGAUAAAGUCUUUAGACCAAAAGUGCUGUUCUCCAGAUAUCAGUUUUCAUUAGCAGCUUGUGCACAAUUUUGUACCUACAUAUGUAUGGAGACUUGCAGGCUGCUUUUGAAUGCGUUGUAAGAAAACCCAUGGAAUAUGGACCCACCCAGGACAGUGGGCCAUUAAGGAAACAUUAUUAUUAUUAUUAUUAUUAUUAUUAUCAUUAUUAUUGUUAUUAUUACAUAUGACACAAUGAAACUUCUGAGGCCAGAUUGUUUUAGAGCAUUAAGGACUGAACAGUCAAACGAGAAGCAGGAACACGUUUACUUUUUUUACAACUGGAUUGCACCUUACUCCUUUCAACAUGCCAAAAUUCAAAUGAAUGAAAAUGGUAAUUUUGUCAACAAGUGGACCCUUUCAAGAGGUAAACCAGCAGCACUCUACAUAAAAAUGCAGCUGACAAAACAAGACAGUAGUUCUCUGACAACACGAGACAUCAGUGAAACAUAUAUACAAGCCGAUCAUGCCAUUAUAUAUACAGCAGAAGGAAGAAAACCUCAUGUGCAAUAACCAUAAAUCAAUACAAACAAGCCCUACU